Messenger RNA from Phalacrocorax carbo (great cormorant), 8214 nucleotides. NCBI's taxonomy places the organism in Eukaryota, Metazoa, Chordata, Aves, Suliformes, Phalacrocoracidae. The record is from RefSeq and is a predicted model, not a curated record.
CGGAUGCGCAUGCGCCGUCGGCCUCUCGCGCGCCGCCUGCUACGUGCUGGUCGUUACCGGACGGGUUCCCGGGGAGCCGUCGCAGCCCUCGCGCACGGGCGCUGCGGCCGUUGGCGACCGUUGACAACCCACCCGGCAGCUCGCGGGGAGUAUGCCCGGCCGCGCCGCGCACCAGGAGGCGGCGGCGGCGGGAGGAGCAGCAGAGCCCGCGGCAGCCGGGGGGAGCGCGGGGGCCGCCGCGCAGCAGCAGGAGGAGCAGCAGCAGCAGCAGCGGGAGCAGCAGCGGGGCCUGGCGGGCGCCUUCCCGCUGGUGCUGAAGAAGCUGAUGGAGAACCCGCCGCGGGAGGCGCGCCUGGAUAAAGAGAAGGAGAAGAUAAAGCUUGAGGAAGAUGAGGCAGCAGCUGCUAGCACUAUGGCAGUCUCAGCUUCCCUUAUGCCACCCAUUUGGGACAAAACUAUUCCUUAUGAUGGCGAGUCUUUCCACCUGGAGUACAUGGAUCUGGAUGAGUUCCUGCUGGAAAAUGGAAUUCCUUCCAGCCCUACUCACCUGGAUUUGAACCAGAAUCCACUCUUGCCUGUGGCUGAGCUGGAAGGAAAGGAGUCUGCCAGUGCUUCCACUGGUUCUCCUGCAUCAUCCUCUUCCACUGCAGUUUACCAGCAAUCUGAAGCAGCCUCCAGCACAGAGUCCCCACCACAAAAUGAGAGAAAUACUCCCAGCCCCAUUGAUCCUGACUGCGUAGAAGUUGAGGUGAAUUUUAACCCUGACCCUGCUGAUUUAGUGCUGUCCAGUGUGCCUGGUGGUGAGCUCUUCAAUCCUCGCAAGCACAAGUUUACUGAAGAGGACCUGAAGCCACAACCAAUGAUUAAAAAAGCCAAGAAGGUUUUUGUCCCAGAUGAGCAGAAGGAUGAAAAAUAUUGGACAAGGCGAAAGAAGAACAAUGUGGCAGCAAAGCGUUCCCGUGAUGCUCGGCGAUUAAAGGAGAAUCAGAUCACAAUUCGGGCAGCCUUUCUUGAGAAAGAGAACACAGCCCUGAGGACGGAGGUUGCAGAGCUGCGCAAGGAAGUGGGACGAUGCAAGAACAUUGUUUCUAAAUACGAGACCAGAUACGGACCCUUUGACUUAUCUGAUUCCGAGUGAUGCAACUUUAAAGACUUUUAAAAACAAAGAAACUAAAAAGCACACAUGAAUCGCCAGUCUUCAGAGUGAGCAGUGAAAUCUGUGAGGUGUCCCAACACAAACAACUGACGAUGACCCUGCCUGCCUGCUUGCCUGCAAGUACCCCAUCUGAACUACCCAGGGCUGGGCAUGAUGAAAAGUGCAAAGUCUCCUUAAUUCUGUAUAUGGCUUUCUUAUCUGUCUUUCUCACUGUAACUAUGAACUACAAUAAGCUUACAUAUUGGGGUUUUGUCAAGACACUCAAAGUUCAUGUCUCAAAGUCUGUUAACAGCCUCUGUGAAUAGUGACUCUUUGUUUUGGCACUCAAGUGGAAAAAAUAGGGAGCUUUAAAUGAAAGUGUCUGUAUAUAUUAAGAAUGGCUAUAUUUUAAGAUUCUUUUCCCCUGCAGUAGAAGUUUUAUUCAAUACUGCAGCUCACUUGGGGUACAGUGUAGCAUCUUGUGGAGUACUGUGAGAACAGAAUUCAAGACACCAGGAAAACAGCAGUCUGGUGUAUGAGAUUUUCAGUGCAGAAAAGUACAGCAGACAUUGAAACAAUCCAGAAAGCACCACGGUGUGCCAUACAAAGAGUAGUAACAAACCUCUGUCAAGCACCCAUGUAAUAGUGAAACGCUUCGGUUGCUUUCCUGCUUCACAGCUACACUGCUGUAACCUGCCUUUGUUUCUUCUAUAAGGCUCACUUUCCUUUAUGGUAUCUUGCUUGAAACAAGAUCUCUUCUUCUGUUGAUGACUUAGCAAUCAUGGAAAAGGUGCUAGUCUGAGCUGCUGAUCCCUGUGUCUUUUGGCAGUCCAAAACUACCAAAUGAGUAUUAGCUCCAGCAAAACAAUGGCAAUUAUCUGCUAUGUAACAAUUUUCUGUCUCUUGACUACCUGAGAACUGCGGUGGUGAAAGAGUGCUUUGUUCAUAUGUUUUAUAAAACAGAAACAGCAAAUGAUUUCCCACAGUUAAAAUGGACAGCUUAAGUAUCAAGACCCUCAUGCUGGUGUGGGAGAGUAGAUGAAAGCUUGGACAGAUUGCCAGGGUGUUUAUUGUGUGUGGAAGGUGGAGUAAGUAGGUGGAAGCACCUUUGCAAGAGUUUCAUCAGCAUAACAGGAAUCUAGUCCUAUAUUGAGGCAGCUUAAGAGCUAAAUUUUUGUGGGAAGAAAAAAGAAUAUUUAAUUUCUGGGAAGGUAGUACAGAGCCAUGCUCGUAGCCAAAACGGAGCUUGUAAGAUAGUUGUGUAUUCGUGCCUGGAGAUGGAUAAACAGCAUAGACCUCAAGAAGAAUAGUCUUGAAAGCUUUCAGAAGCACAAAUGCUGAAGUUAUGAGGUGCAGCUAGUUACCAGCAAGGCUUGACACUAUCACGUUGAACAUGUAUUUUGGCUUUGCAUUUACCCAAGAGAUUCCACCCCUAAUUUUCAAAGCAGAAAAGCAAAGAAGUAGCUGAUGUUGUAAACUUCAUUUUAAAAAAUAAUUAAAAUCUCAAAACCCAGAAUUCAUAACCAGUUUUUUAAAGGCAUGACCUUUGUAAUUGACCUAUUAUUUUUAAUAGACCAUGGUCUGAAGUUAAAGUGCUUUUAACUUUCUUGCUGUAUACUUAUAAGUGUAUUAUAAUUUGGGAUUCUGAAGCUCUGAGAUGAUCUUGGGGUAGUCUUUUCAAAUAGAUGGAUAGUUUAGCUCCAUGUUGCAGAAAUGUCAGCAUAUAUCUUACCGAGUACUGCUGAUUUGGACUGAUAUCCUUGGUCUGUACUGGGGUUUUUUCUUUUUUUUUUUUUUAUUAUUUUGGUGAUAAAGACCAAACCAUGGAUAAAAAAAAAAAACGAACAACCCUGACAGCAUGUAGAUGUAGCAACUCUUUUUGCAUUUAUAAUUUCUAAAUUUUCAGUUAGCUUUGAAUGGCUAUUCUUGAAAGUCAUGCUUCAUGUUUAAAUCACAAAGCUAGAGGGUAUUGUAACUGGGCAAGGAGUUGCUAGUCCUUCAUUUGGGUCUUGCUGUCCUACUGCUUUAGGAAUAUCUUUUAAAUACAUACUUACACACUGCAUACAGGCUUUGGUUUUGCAGUAUGCCAUGCUGUUUUUAACAGCAAAAUAUUCAGUCAGUGAGAACAGUAUAUGCAAUUCUGUUAGCUUUUUCUGUUUUAUUAAAAGCUUACACAAUGGAAACUAACGGUGAAUGUUAGUUAGAAUGAUCUUUCUUUCAGAGAAGACUGUUAGCAAACUCUUGUGCUUCCCUGUAGGACAGUGCAAAUUUGCACAUUCUGUGAUUCAUGUGUCUACGGGUUGCAAAACUGGAAAAUCGCACUUUAAUGUGAGUGUGGCUUAACUUUUGUAGUUGGAGAAUAUUUUUUUUGUUAAGAGGCAACAUCUUCAAAGAUAGAUGAGAAGGUAGUAGCUAUUUAAAGGAGUGUGGGUAUUGCCAGACAAAAGAUUAUGUGCAAUGCUGAAUUCCUUUCUCAGUUUUUGCAGUCUCAGGAAGUUAAGCUUGCUGCUUCAGAGCUCUCUGCUCCUCUCAGAACAAUUAACUAUAUAAUCUUGUUUCUUUGACGAGGAUGACAAUCCUAUCCAUAAGUGAUAACUUGGGUGUGUAUUCAUAGUGGUCGUAAGACCAAUAUUCUUUUAGCUCAGUUUGAACUUUAAAAGAUGCUGAAUUGACACUGUUAGGGUCUGAAGUUCUCUAACUUUGGAACACGCUCUGUAGAGGCCAUAAGUGUGCCUGAUGCCAAUGUACCCCAUUCCAGCCAUAAAGGGACCAUCUCCAAGGGGAGAGAAUAAAGGGAGUGCACCUUUCAGCAUCACUAUAGGGAUUGCCAGUAAAGGGAGCAGUUUUUGACACAGCUGUACAUUCAUUAGGAAGUAGACUGACACCAAAGGGCCAUUUCACAGUACUAACUUUGAAAAUAGGUAAACUGUUGAUGAGAUUUGUGGGUGAUGAGAGUUGUCUUAUUCUACAGAAGAAACAGGCUAUGAAUAAAUAAAGUGCAACAUCUAACACAGUAUUGCUUUCACACCUGGUUUUCUAAGUACACAUAGUUACAUCUCCUUAUAAUAAUGCAUUUUUGUAUUUAAAAAUUCCUGAGAAGCUUAAACUUUCACCUGUUGCCAAGAUCUGCUCCCACUGAAGCCAGUAACAAAGACCUCAUUAACUCCCACAGGAAAAAGUCUUUACUCUCACAUGGGUAUUGUAAAGUUUUAGCAAGAAUUGGAGUCAGGGGUGUCUUUGCUUUACUCUGGAGCAUUCUGUGCUGCGAUCAGGUCGAUGUACCUCAGAUUGCAGGUGUAAUGUUGAUAACCUGGUCCUAUCACUUGUUCAUUUACAUAGUUAGUGAUAGUUUUGAUAUUCAGAUUAUAUGAAUUCUGCUUUUUUUUCUUGCCCUGCAUGGACAGGGUGGAAUUAGUAGUAUACUGUGCUGGAAGAAGAAAUGUUUAAAAAAAAAUUUUAAUGUGUUUUUUUGCAGUUUUUCCAGUAACAUUUUAUUUCUUUUCUGACAAUUCUCCAUUUCCCUGCUGUGCUGUUUGAAAGCCCAGGUGUUCUAGCUGUAGAAAGCACUUUCAGCAUUAUCUGCAGGACUGCUACUAGUUGUACCAAAUUAAUUUCAAGUUGGGAGGUGCAGUGGAAAGCCAGCAGAUUUGGGAAUACUGUAAUAAAACCACAGUAGACAGCAGAAAUAAUGGACUUGCACAGAAGAGAAUAUUGCUGCUUCAGCCUUGUAAGCCUCCUCAGAUUAACAGGGCUUUGUUCCUUGCAAUCAGGUACCUCCACUCUCACUAAAAAGGAAGGCAUCUCGGACCUUUGUAAAAUCCAGAUAGGCUUUUGUUCACCCUUAUGGUUUUAGCUGCUAAGCACAAGAUGAGAAAUGCAAAUUUGUCUUAAUGCAUAAAUCUCUUGUUUUUGGCAACCUCCAUCUAAAUCCAUAAACAGCAAAAUCUAGUUUUGCUAGUGUUUUGCCUUUGCAGUAUUACAAGACACUGGCUGGCUUUCUAGUUUUUCAGAUAAUUACUCUGAUCUUAUGUCUGCCACUGUAAUAUGGUGAAGAUAGAUAAACUCACAAUGAAAAACUCAGAAAAACACAGAAAGAUUAAGCGUAACCAAAAUUCUGUGGAGAUGCUAACGUAAUGCUAAUUGAGAAAUUGCAAUGAUUUAAUACAUGGUAAGGCAAAUUUGUCCUCUAGAACGUAAUUUGUUAGGUUGAUAGUGUGCUAUCGCCUAGGCAGUCGCUUUUGGAAUGCAAACUUCUUAAAGUUCAAGCAGCUACAGAAGAAGGGGAAUCCUUUGAGGAAGAUACAUUUAUAGACGAACAUACAUAUACUUGGCAAGGAAAGUAAAGAAUGAAAGCAGGAAGAGUAAUGUAAAAGUACGACCCGAGCCAGACUGCUAAAACUGAUGCCUCACUGUUUACAAUUUUAGGACAAUUUGGAUCACCUCAGUUUAGCAUCAUACAGGAGAUAGUACUUGUUUAGGUUUUGGGAAUCUCCUUUUCUUGAUCUCAUUUCCACAGUCCAGAAGAAAGUGAAAGGAAUAUACAAUAGGAAGGAGAGUUACUGCAGGAAGGCAUGAAAAAAUAGCUGUUGCUUUAAAUAAGUGCACUGUUGCCCUGGGACUUGACCUGCCAGCGUGAACUGAUAGUGCUGUGUCGUGAGGAAAUGACUGUCUGAGGCCCCAGUAUUUUAAGGCCUCAAUUCUGCUGUUUCAGCAUGGGAUGAGCCCUGUAUCUGUAGACAACCGUGUGGACUUCACAGCAUCUGUUCUUGAAUGUGAAGCUCUACCCAGGCAGUCAGAUGCAGAAUUGUGUCCUUAACACGUGAUCAGUUGUAGUUACAAGGCUGUUGAUAUUAAGUGUAAUUUGGGUGCCUGUUACAUAGCCAAAACCCUUGUUACUUCAUUUUCUCAACUAAGGCAUGAGCAGAAGCCCUUUGCUGUACAACAUCUGUAAAAAUAAAACAAAUGUACUUCACAUAUGUCUAGUAAAUUAAGGCAUGUGAUUUUGGUCUGUGGGUCUCAACAAACUUUGCUCGUGUACCUGCCUGAAUGUUUUCUUAGAUCUGCAGCUAUGCCUCAGUGGGAAGGUAUGGUGGGAUUUGUUUUCCUGAAGGGGCACAAUAGCAGCUCUCAUCUGUUGUGCUGCGGGUGACUGCUUGCUACUGGCCAGGAUCAUGGACGGAUGCAUCCUCUGCACUUUUAUGUGAAGUUGUCUGAAAUAUGGUGAUUAACAUGAUUAUUGGAAUACUGUAUUUUGUAUAACUUAGAACAUGUAAAUACACUUUUAAAACUAAUCUGUUCUAUGAAGUAAUAAGUAAGUGCUUCCAUUGUAAUAUCUGAAUAUUGUUAAUGCUUCAUGUAGCUUGAUUUGGGAUUAUUUUUUCCUAGAGAACUACAGAAAUCAAAACAAAGAUUGGUGUUGUGGAAUUCUAGUCUAGUUGUGAUGCUUCUAUCAACAAAAAAUGUUUUAAAAAAAUAAUAAUGAGCUAUUUAAGCAGAGAAACUGAGAAUUUGAGGGAAUUGAUUCUCUUCCAGUCUUUCUUUAACAGUAGUCACUGAUAACAUCCAUAAUUGUACUCUUCCCAUCCCAUUAGCUGGACAGUUGAUUUGUUAUUUUUUGAGUAGCAUUUGGAAAGUGGUAAUAUUAAAUGAUUGGUAAAGCUUAGUGAUUGAGGAAAAUUCAAGGUUUGGGUUUUUUUAACUAUUCUCUCUUUUGGCUCAAACAGAUCUGUCUCCACCCUUCAGCCAGACUGCAGCAAGUUGCAAUGAAACAGUGAGUGACUGUUACUAAAGCUCAUUUAUAACCUAGAUAGUUUGCAUCUUUAUUAGUUCUGUUAUGUAUGUAGAUGACAGAGGUAUCCUGUUGUGGUGUGGAGAGAGAGAAAGUGAUUAUUCACUUGAGGUUUUGCUGAGUUCACUGGAUGCUGCACAGCUGGAACUUUCAUCAGCUUUCAUGAAAACAAAACAGUGGAGUGAGAAUCAUGAGCAGCCUGCUAGGAAAUACAAACACUUGGGUUUUGAGGAGGAGGUGGGAUUGAUCCAUCAGCCUUCAUCUAAAGAGAUUAGCCUGUGAUGACACUUUCUCCAGCCAUAACAUAACUUCUCUGUCUUUAACGCUGUACUGGAGCAGUCUCCUCUCUGGUAACAGCUGCUUCUGCAAUGUUCCAUAAAUGACAAAGCCACAAAUCUUUUGUAGUGGGCAGAGAUGGUGGAGUCUUUUUCUUUUUUUUCCUCCCCUCUCAGUGUCUCUAGGCUGUAAAAUAGCUAUUGAACAGCUAAGCAUAUGUACAAGUUACUCAGAAAACUCUGUGUCUCUGAAAAAGCGUUACAGGAACACAGUUUUUAACUAAAUAGUUGGAGGGAACUCCUGUCUGCUAUAUUUGGCCUGAAAUUGUUGCCUCUUGGAUAAAAGUAUUUUUAUGGCUUCAGAUGUGACACUGAUCUGUCCCUUUCAUUCAGUGGGAUGGAUGAUAAAUCUGCAUAGUAUUUAUAUAAGAGAUACAUCUGAUCUUAGUUUUACUGCAUAUUAAGCUGUUUAAUCUCUUGGAUGUCUCUUCCUUGAGGUUGUCUAUUUAAUUCCUGUAAAUGUAGCUGCUUUUUGAAGCAGUCCCUCAAGUGCAUUCAAGAUCAUCCUGACUGAAAGAUUCUGUAGAAAUGAAAGAUAUAAUAAAGGUUGUAAAGCGGCUGGGUAAAACUGUAUUGCCAUAAAUGGUUUUAAUUUACAUAUGAAUCUUUUGUCCCAAACUGCUUAUUUUGUACAUAAACCUACACACUUCUGGCAGCUGAUGGGUGAAAAUAAAGGUGCUUAAACAGCAAUCUAAUGAGGAAAGGGCAUUUCACUGUUGCAGAGUUGGUAUUAUUUUAUAUUUCCAUUUAUUACACUUUUUUAAAUGUAUAAACCACAGAUCUGAAUUCUCAAAGUCUUCGGCUUGGAUUUUGUGAGUAGUUUAAAUCCUCUCACCUCUCUGCUCGUAACUGGUUUUUAAGAAAAAGAAAAGCUUUUGUUUAAAAUGUAAAAUUUUGACUGUAUUAAAUUCUGUUAGUACCCUUCCUUUUUAAGAAAUAAAAUGUAUAUUCCACUA